Messenger RNA from Cynocephalus volans (Philippine flying lemur), 234 nucleotides. It is a transcript of the gene TAC4, whose product is annotated as tachykinin precursor 4. Bases 1 to 234 code for a protein of 77 amino acids. The transcript is spliced from 3 exons. NCBI's taxonomy places the organism in Eukaryota, Metazoa, Chordata, Mammalia, Dermoptera, Cynocephalidae. The record is from RefSeq and is a predicted model, not a curated record.
AUGCUGCCCUGCCUCACUCUGCUUCUCCUGAUGGGGCUGUCUGUGGGCACCACGGCAGGUGACAGUGGAGAGGAACUGGCACUCAGUGCUGAAGCAGGACUCUUGGAAGGUGCUGUCCCCAGCAUUCAGCUCCAGCUUCAGGAGGUGAAGAGGGGCAAGGCAAGCCGCCAGUUCUUCGGGCUGAUGGGGAAGCGGGUAGGAGGCAGAAAGAAUGAGGACCAAAGCUCAGAAUGA